This is a messenger RNA of Brugia malayi, 720 nucleotides long. RefSeq lists its product as uncharacterized. Bases 1 to 720 code for a protein of 239 amino acids. The record is from RefSeq and is a predicted model, not a curated record. Gene Ontology annotation, biological process: cell migration. NCBI's taxonomy places the organism in Eukaryota, Metazoa, Nematoda, Chromadorea, Rhabditida, Onchocercidae. Gene Ontology annotation, cellular component: cell surface; membrane. The transcript has 6 exons.
AUGUUAUUACAGAGUUAUGCAUUAUCCAACAAAAUAUUGAAAAGACAUGAAAUUUCAAGCCUUUCAAAUACUGCCAAAUUUAAUGAAGUUGAAGGUAGCGGUAUUCCACCACUAUUGUCCGAUAGGCAAAAAACUGGAGGUGCAAGUGUGGAUGUAGAAUGGGAUGGAUCAGGUAUCAGUCCGGAUGAUGAGGAUGGCGAUGUUGUGGAAGGUUCCGGAGCUCAGAUUGAUGAAGAUGACUCGGAUGAAAAUCUACGAGUAACUACUAGUGCUACAUCAAUUUAUUCAUUAAAUACCACUCUAACAACUGCGCAAUAUUCUUCGUUUGACAUUCAUGAACUGGAAGUUGAAUCAGAUGAAGAGGAUGUAGCAAUUGAAGAGAUACCAGCAACCACUGUAACAGUACAGUCUAGGAUGACAACAACCAAAAGGCCAUCAUUACAACCAUUAACGCCAUUAAUCACCAAACAAACAGCGCCACCAACUGUAUUCGAUGACAAACAGAACAUUCCAUUUGAUGCUUUGCUCAAACCUGGUGUCCUAGCUGCAUUAAUUGGUGGUAUUGUUGUUGGUAUUUUGGCAACAAUUUUAUUGGUAAUGUUUGUUGUUUAUCGGAUGCGAAAGAAGGAUGAAGGUAGCUAUGCAUUGGAUGAACCAAAACAACCACCGCAAUAUUCAUAUGCUUAUCAAAAAGCACCAACAAAAGAAUUUUAUGCCUAA